UGAAUGCCAACAUAAACUACCACUUUAUUUCUUCUACCUCUUCUCUCUCUGCAUCUCACUAAAUACAUACAUACAUGGACAACCCACACCACCGUCAAUUGACCUUCUUCCUCAGCCAUAGUAUAGAUCACACAGAUCCUCCUUCUGUCAAAGAAAUGGAUUUCUUCUCAACUUCAUCGGCACCUGAUCAUAAAAAUAACACUAGUAGCAGUGAUACCAAUGAUGAUUAUCAGAAGCGUGAUGAUCAACAUGACACUCAUGAUCGCCAUGGAAGCAUCACCGCCGAUGGAUCACCAACACGCGCCACUGACCACCAUGUAAACACUGGACUCAAUUUAACUUGUGCAAGUGCUGGAAUGAAAAAAGCAGACAAUAGUGAAAAUCCUGAAACUGAGCUGAGUUCUCUUGAAAACCAAUUGGGGAAACUACAAGAAGAGAAUAGCAAGUUAAGAAGUGUGCUGGACCAGAUAACCAAAAACUAUGCCCAACUACAAGCUCAGUUGUUCAACGCCUUGCAAAAACAAAAGCUUCCUAAGAAUGUGGAAACAAAAAUUGUGGACCCAGGAGCAAGCACGAAAUUAGACGUGGUCAAUAAUGCAUCGGUUUCGGAUGAAAAGACUGAUCAAGAUGUAUCGGUUUAUCGUUCAAACAACGCGGAGGUAAUGUCAAAAACACAUGAUCGUGAUGACGACCCUCAAUUGACUAAACUGAAUCUUGGAAAGCAGGCUUGUCCUGAUGCUGCAGAAGAUGUUCUUGACCGGUCCUCUUCACAGAGUUGGGGAUCAUCCAAGUUAGAGGAACAACCCAAAACUGCAGAACAACUUCCUGCAGAACAGAUUCCUCUCAGAAAAGCCAGGGUUUCCGUCCGUGCUAGAUCAGAAGCUCCCAUGAUAAGCGAUGGAUGUCAGUGGAGGAAAUAUGGACAAAAAAUGGCCAAGGGUAACCCUUGCCCUCGUGCUUACUAUCGCUGCACUAUGGCUGUAGGAUGCCCGGUCCGAAAACAGGUUCAAAGAUGUGCAGAUGACAAAGCAGUGUUGAUAACAACCUACGAAGGCAAUCACAACCACCCUUUGCCGCCGGCCGCCACCGCCAUGGCAAAUACUACGUCAGCAGCCGCAGCCAUGCUGCUAUCAGGUUCGGCAGCCCCAAGCAAGGAAGCGCUAACAAACUCUGCAGGAUAUUACUCUUCUUCUUCAAUUCCCUAUGCUUCAAUGGCAACCCUAUCAGCUUCAGCUCCAUUCCCAACCAUCACUCUCGACUUGACCCAAAACCCCAACAACGCCAUGCAGCUGCACCGAGUACCAGCAGGCCAUGGCGCCACGUUCCCUCUGCCACUGCAUGCGGCAGCUGCUGGUCCCCACCUACUAGGUCACCCCUUGUUCUUCCAACAGAAGCUUCCACCGGCAGCAUUAAUGCCCCUUCUUCAACGACAACCUUCGUCGUCGAUGGUCGAAACGGUUAGUGCAGCCAUUGCUUCGGAUCCGAACUUCACUGCAGCUUUGAUGGCAGCAAUCUCAUCAAUCAUUGGAGUACCAAGAAGCAGUGAUGAUAAUAACAAUGGAAAUGGUGCUAUUCCAGGGUCACCACAGCUUCCUCAGUCAUGCACUACUUUCUCCACCAACUAGCGGAAUUUUGAGAAACUAUAUACUUAAUUUCUCUAUGUAUAUACACAACUUAAAAGAGAAGAUUAGGCAUGCGCGGUGUUUACUGUUUUUAUUUACUUAUAUGUAAAACAGAUUAAUUAAGAGUCACCUCUGAUUCUGAAUGCAUGACUCUAUAAACACAAAUCGUUUGAACCUCAAGUUCGACUUGCAGGAGUGUGCAUGUAAGUUGAUGCUUUUGGUACAAUAGUCUGGAUAUAACUUAUGUUAUAUACGUCACAGAUUUGCAAUUUAA
Molecule: messenger RNA, 1896 nt
Organism: Glycine soja
Lineage: Eukaryota; Viridiplantae; Streptophyta; Magnoliopsida; Fabales; Fabaceae
Product: probable WRKY transcription factor 47
Exons: 6
Coding region: 75-1625 (516 amino acids)
Biological process (GO): regulation of DNA-templated transcription
Molecular function (GO): DNA-binding transcription factor activity; sequence-specific DNA binding
Source: RefSeq, a predicted model, not a curated record